CAUCCUUCUCUCAAAGUAACGUCAGGCAUCAAGACGCUGUUAUUAUAAACAUUGUCGCGCCUUGGUAACUGAGCCGUCCCGCAUAUUGGCUAAGGAAGGCUGGGGCGGAGGGGAGGGGGAAGACGGGGGAUUAGAUGUGUACGGCGGAGGAUAACGCGGUGGACGGUGAGGCGGCCGUGCCCUGGAUGGCGUGUGGCGUAGGGGCCGCAGACAGGGCAGCGAGUCAGCGCCAGCGCCAGCCCCAGCCCGGCCUCGACAUGUCCGACAAGCACCCCGAUUGCAGCCGGGUGUCGCAACUGGAGUGCGAACUCUACUACCUGAUAGCCCGUUUCCUCAUGUCUGGGCCGUGUCAGAAGUCAGCACGGGUCCUGAUCCAGGAGCUCGAGGAGCACCAGUUGAUCCCCCGGCGUCUAGACUGGGAAGGGAAGGAACAUCGCAGAAGCUUCGACAAUCUGGUUUCAGCCAACAAACAUGUUUCUUCAGAUCACUUGUUGCAGAUUUGUCAACGAAUUGGCCCCCUUUUGGAUAAGGAAAUCCCACCUAGUGUUCCCGGAGUGAAAACCUUGCUCGGAGUUGGGCGGCAAUCAUUGUUGCGGACUAUAAAAGAUUGCAAACAUGUACUGUGGAAAGGUUCGGCCUUUGCUGCCCUUCAUCGUGGAAGACCACCAGAACCACCUGUCAAUUACGGAAAAUCUCCAAAUAUUGUGAAUAUUGCUACUGCAAAGCAACUGACAGGAUGUGGACGGCAUAGCUAUGUUUUUCCUGUUGUGGCUUAUCAACAUGUGAAAAUGUACAAGAGGAUACUUGGGCAUCUUUCCUCUGUAUAUUGUGUAGCUUUUGAUCGUACAGGGAGGAGAAUUUUCACAGGUUCAGAUGAUUGUUUGGUGAAGAUUUGGGCCACUGAUGAUGGGCGUCUUCUGUCUACUCUUCGUGGCCACUCUGCAGAGAUUUCUGAUAUGGCUGUUAACUACGAGAACACAUUGAUUGCUGCAGGCAGCUGUGAUAAAGUGAUCCGUGUUUGGUGCUUACGGACAUGUGCUCCUAUCGCUGUGUUGCAAGGGCAUACUGGAUCUAUCACUUCUUUAUUGUUUUGCCCUAAUACCAGGGGAAAAACACGAUACUUGACGUCUACUGGUGCUGAUGGGACUAUCUGCUUUUGGCAAUGGAAUAAAGAGAAUAUGAAAUUUAAUAAUCUUCCAGUGAAAUUUACCGAUCGAUCCAGACCAGCAAGUCAGAUUUCCUGUUCCUCUUUCAGUUCUGGGGGAAUGUUUAUAGCAACUGGGAGUACAGAUCAUGUGAUUAGGGUUUACUACUUGGGUUCUGGCUCACCAGAGAAAAUUUCUGAGCUGACAGCACAUACGGAUAAAGUUGUCGCUAUUCAGUUCUGCAACAGUAGCCACAGUUUAAGAUUUCUUAGUGGUAGCCGAGAUGGAACAGCUAGAAUAUGGCAAUAUCAACACCAAGAGUGGAAGAAUAUAGUCCUUGAUAUGUUUACAAAGUUACCAGGGAGCAAUUUGGUUCCCACAGAAGACAAAGUCAGUAAGUUGAAGGUAACCAUGGUAGCCUGGGAUCGUUGUGAUAGCACAGUAAUCACAGCAGUGAAUAAUUUUCACUUGAAAGUGUGGAACUCUUAUACUGGCCAGCUACUUCAUAUUCUCUCGGGUCAUGAUGAUGAAGUUUUCGUACUAGAGGCACAUCCAUUUGACUCCAGGAUUAUGUUGUCUGCAGGGCAUGAUGGCAAUAUAUUCAUCUGGGACCUUUCAAAAGGUACCAAACUCCGGAACUUUUUUAACAUGAUUGAAGGUCAGGGUCAUGGUGCUGUGUUUGAUUGUAAAUUCUCUGCAGAUGGACAGCAUUUUGCAUGCACAGACUCUCAUGGACAUGUACUGAUCUUUGGAUUUGGCUGCAGUAAGCUAUAUGAAAAGGUUCCAGACCAAAUGUUUUUUCACACUGAUUACCGUCCUCUUAUCCGAGAUUCCAAUAAUUAUGUACUGGAUGAGCAGACACAGCAGGCACCUCAUCUCAUGCCUCCCCCAUUUCUGGUUGAUGUGGAUGGAAACCCCCACCCGACACAAUAUCAGCGGCUGGUGCCUGGUCGGGAACAUUGCAUGGAUGAACAGCUGGUUCCACAGUUGGGGUACAUAGCAAAUGGUAAUGGCGAAGUAGUGGAACAGAUUAUUAGUCAACAGACAGAUGAUCAGUAUGAUCAGGAAACCAGUGUUCUAGAUGACGAUAUCAGAGACCUCCAACGAGAAAAUGAUGUGAGACAACGAAGUGAAGGAAUAUCUGUACCAGAUGGUCUUUACAGUAGAUCGAAUUCACUAGAUAGUGCCUUGUUGCCUUCACCGAAUAUUGGACUUCGACGGCAUGGUCAAAUUGAAGGUGUGCGACAAAUGCAUAAUAACGCUCCCAGAAGUCAAAUCGCUACAGAGAGAGACCUGAUGGCAUGGAGCAGGAGGGUUGUAGUUAUGGAGCUUUCAGCUGGAAUUAGCAGAUUUCAGGAGGAAUUGCGUCUUUGCAAAGGAGAUGGAGAAAUUAAUCUGUAUACAACUGAAAAAAGACGUAAACCAUUACAACCAGCACAGAAGGGUGAUGGUCAGGAUUAUUUUCCACAUUCAGGAAGGCGGACUCAACGCCGAAAUCAACAUUUUUAUCAAACACGUUCAACUGUGGAACGUCGUACUCGCAGUGUUCGUCACGUGGAGGAACCUAACAAUUCUUCAGAGCAGGAAAUGGAAACGGUAGAUGGAAGUGAUGGAACAUCUGAAGAGGCUGAAGAAGAGUGGCAGAGUGAAAGCAGUUCCAGUGAUUCCUCAAGCGAGUAUUCAGAUUGGACAGCAGACGCAGGCAUUAACUUGCGGCCACCCAAGCGACAGAUGAGGCAAAUAGUAAGGCACAACAGUAGCAGCUCUGAAAAUGAAAAAAUGGAUGAAAGAUUGCCUGCAAAACGUAAGAAAUCCAAACAGUCCAAACAAAAGAGACCCAGUGAACUUCUUGCAUUGGCAGGUGUGCCUGAAGAAGAAUGGAUUCCUCCAGCUUGGAUCAGAGAUACAGUUCCACGCCGGUCACCAUUUGUACCACAAAUGGGCGAUGAGGUUGUGUAUUUUCGUCAAGGACAUGAAGCAUAUGUGAAAGCUGUUAAAAAAGCAAAAAUAUGCAAUGUAAACCUUCAGAAGCAACCAUGGAUCAAAUUUAAACUCAGGGAACAAGAGAUUGUAAAGGUCAUUGGGAUCAAGUAUGAAGUUGGACCACCUACAUUAUGCUGUCUGAAACUUGCUCUGUUAGAUCCUAUAACUGGCAAAAUGUCUGGAGAAUGUUUUUCUAUUAAAUACCAUGAUAUGCCGGAUGUCAUUGACUUUUUAGUUUUGCGGCAAUUUUAUGAUGAAGCUAAAAAGAAAAACUGGAAAGUUGGGGACAGAUUUCGCAGUAUUAUAGAUGAUGCCUGGUGGUUCGGAUCUGUGGAGAGUCAGCAUCCUUUUCAGCCUGAGUAUCCUGACAGUUUAUUUCAGUGUUACAAUGUAUGCUGGGAUAAUAAUGAGUUGGAGAAGUUAAGCCCAUGGGAUAUGGAACAAAUACCUGAAAAUGCUGCCUAUCCUGAAGAAAUUGGUGCCAGUGUUCCUGUCACUCUUGAAGAGCUUAAAGGCUUGUUAUAUAAACCCAAAGAAGGUGAUUGGGGAGCCCGUUCUGCAGUUGAAGAAUGUGAACGCAUCAUUCAGGGAAUUGAUCAACUCCUUACACUUGAAAUAGCUGUGCCAUUUUGUGCUCCAGUGGAUCUCCAUGCGUACCCAUUGUACUGUACCGUGGUUGCGUAUCCAACAGACCUGAGCACUAUCAAGAAGAAAUUGGAAAACCGAUUUUAUAGGACAAUUUCUGGCCUCAUGUGGGAAGUAAGGUACAUUGAACAUAAUGCUAGAACUUUCAAUGAGCUUGGCAGUCCUAUUGUGAAAUCUGCAAAGUUAAUUACAGAUGUCUUACUACAGUUUAUUGGGGAUCAGAGCUGCACCAGUAUCUUAGAGUUAUAUGAAAAAACUAAGACAGAAGUAUUUAGUGGUGAUGAAAAUGAAAAGGCUUCAGAGUUGGAUUCUGAUGCUCCCGGGACCUCCUCAGACACAAUAUGUCGGCUCCCAAGGCAAUUGAAUAGAAGAUCACCAUUAAACAUUGACAUGAAUGCUUGGAAGGAACAGUGUAGGGAGUUUCUGAAUCUUGUAUUUCAGUGUGAAGAUUCUGAACCUUUUAGACAGCCAGUGGACCUCUUCGCAUAUCCUGACUACAAGGAUAUCAUAGACACUCCAAUGGACUUUAACACAGUAAAAGAAACCCUUGAAGGGGAGAAUUAUGAAACUCCUCUGGAGUUUUGCAAGGACGUUCGAUUAAUAUUCAGCAAUGCCAAAGCUUACACACCGAACAAAAAAUCAAGGAUAUACAGCAUGACGCUCAGGUUAUCUGCCUUAUUUGAAACACAAAUUCAAAAAAUCAUCUCUGACUACAAGCUUGCCUUGAAGUGCCAAAAGAACAGCAGACCAAGACAAAAGUAUCGGAAAAGAUUCAAAAGCAGCAGCAGCAGCAGCAGCAGUAGUAGUUCUCGGUCCAGCAAUAAGGGCAGUUCUCAGUCUAGCAGCAAGAGCUCAUCCCAGUCUAGUAGCAGAAGCAGUUCUCGGUCCAGAAGCAAUUCUCGGUCCAGUAGCCACGCAUCCAGCCCAGAACGCAAAGCAGCAAACACCCCUGAAAUAAUUCUGACUGCUUCACCAUCUUGUUUCGUAAGAACAAUCUCAUCAAGGUCAUCUCCAGUUUCAGAAAUGGAUGAACUUUCAGGACGAUUGAAUCUUGAUGUUACGCAGCCACAGGUAUCACCACAUCCUGAGUGGGAUUUGCAGAACAGAAUUGAAAGUGAUUCAGAGUCUGAAAGUACGAACAUAAUAAGGAACGUAACUACACCAAUAAAGCAAGAUCAAUUGUCCAUUGGUUCUUUAGUUAAUGGUCAUGAAACACGUAGUUCCACUAAAAGAAAGUUAAUGAGUGACUCGGAAGAAAGUGAUUUGGGGAGUACAAACCAAGAGGAGAUGAAUUAUGCUACACAAUUAGACAAUGGUGCAUCAGCCACAUCUGGCCCAGGAUCUGAAUGUGGGCCAGAAUCCAUUUCAGGGGCCGACAAAGAUCAUGUUGAAGGUGAUCACGAUUACAGCAAGAUUGUGAGAAGGAAGUCAAAAGCAAAAGGAAAUAUAAAAAAUAGAGUAGAAGUAAGAAGAAAGAGGAGGAGGAGGAGGAGAAAGAAAGGCUUCAAAUUUACCACACCAACAAGCAAAUAUAAACGAGCACGACUGUUGGAUGACUGGUUUGAUGAAGAUGAAUUGUGUGUUGAUGGAUUAAAUAAAUGUACCACAAUUAGAACUAGAAACCAAGGCAGAAGGACAGUUUUAUACAAUGAUGACUCUGAUGAUGGCUUCGUACCAGCUGAUGAGCCCCUAAAUCUUGGCAUAUCACGAUCAGGAAGAAUGCGACGAAUGACAGAAAAAGCUAAGGCAAGUCAUCUGAUGGGAUGGAGUCACUGACUGUUAACCACAAGAACAUUUUAAGAUGCGUUUAUUUAUACUGCAGGGAUUUGAUAUGCACAUUAUUUUUACUAAUUUAUGUGGGAGGGUUGUUGGGUGGGUGAUGAGGGUUAUGUUCACACUAUUAUUUUCUCGUAAUGGUGCUUAUCCCAGUCAUCAAAUUGCACUUCGGUCUUCCAAGCCGAUGUUUAUUGACUGCUCAAUCCAACCUCAGAAACUAUAUAUCCUUAAUGCAUUGGAAAAUAUCACUGUGCAUCAGGGUCAACAGCAAAAGUGCUUUGCGAUUUUUUUUAGCAGACCUGGAUAGUUUCUGAUUUCUAUAUAUCAACCAAACACAUGACAGAGUUCAAUUAAAUUCUGGCGAUAACUUCAGUAAUAAGCAUGUACCAAUUUUUGCACAAUUCUUCCAGUCUCAGUGGCAGCUAUUAAAGGUUUACAAUAUAACUAUCCCUUCACUAAUUAAGAUUCCAGCUUAUUUGAUCUGCACUGUCUGUUUUUUGAUUUGGUAAUUGUAAUAUAUAUUAUGUGUGCUAAACUUUUUAUUUUGUGGAUUACUUCUGUAUUCAUUUGUGUAUUUUUUUCUUACAGUGCUAGAAAUAAUGAGCGAAUAAUGAGUGGUGCCUUUGUAAAUGUGUUUAAUUUAUGUAUGAGUGAUAUUUAAUGUUUUGCAUUAAUUUUGGACAGGUUAAGGAAUAUGAACUUCAAAGCUGUUUGAAAUGUUGUUCAGACCUACAAAGAGCUGAGAGGUUUAAAAUUGCCUAAUCCUUUUCCAUUUUUGAUUUGUUUUUCAAAAUCCUUCCAUUUUAGCAGUCUUUCCUACUCAAAAUUACUGCAUUGCCUUCUUUCAACAAAGAAAUUUAAGGUGAUCAUGUUUUACAGAUGACAUUGUUGCUGUUGAAAAUAUCUGUCCUUGAUCAUUUCUUGUUUUUUGGUGAAAAAACAACUAUCUGAAUAUCACCAGUUAAUUAGACUAUCUGCAGUAUUGAGUUAACAUUAGAAGAUUGAUCCACCAAAAGGUGUUUGUAGGUAGCCAAUAACAUUGCUCUGGGACAGUUGAAUACCAACUCAAAAUUGUCAAGUUACUAUACAUUCUGUUUGCAUGUUAGCUAUAAGCAUGUUGUGGUAGAUAAUUUAGGGGGCCCCUUUAGCCCCCCUGUUACUCUUUUACAGUUUGCUUUUCACUCCCUCUAAGCCUUUCUAGGAGGAUGAUUUAGUUUAGUAAGUCCGAAGUUUAAAUAAGACUUUGAUUUCAGACCUAGUUCACCAGAAAUUAGACUUUGAAUUUCCAAUAGGGUCUUGAAUAUGAUAUCUUAUUUUCACUGAAGAAAUCCUAACAUGUAAAGAAAUGAGAAGCUGCCCCUUUUUCAAAGACAAAGUUAUGUACUCUUCAAACCAUUAUUUGAUGGAUAGCUCUGUACACAUUUAACUCACCACUUUCUGUUCACAUGCAUUCAAUUACUGAGUGAUUUAAUAUAUGAAACACCAGGUUUAUAUACAAGGAGAUCCAGUUUUCAUUGCUCGGGGGGGGGAGGAGGGAAUAUGAUUAUAAGAUUUUCUGAGAAGUCAGUGUUCUUGAUAUAUUAAAUCAUUUUAACAAACUAUACAUUUGUUUCCCCCAAAUUUGACCCCCACUCUGUUCUAUCAACAGCUCUAUUUCUCCCUUCCCCGCCCGUCCCCAGAUGUAAGAUAGGCAUUGUAGAGGUUCUAUAAAACUACUUCAAAUUUAAAGUGUUUCACUAAAGUUGCUUAAGGAAUGAGAUCAUCUCUAAUUGAAGUUUUACAAGGAAAUCUAGAAUCCUAUUUAUUUUUCUACAGAAAAUGUACUUAGAGCUCAUUGUUUCUGUUAUUUUAAAUAGAUUAUGCAAAUUUUUGUAUACCAUUCUGGGCAUUUUGUAAACUUCUAAUCAUGAUUGCACAAUCAAACUUUGAAUUGUAUUGUGAUACGUUGAAAAAGAAUAUAUUACUCACCAAAUACUGAAGCGCAACUCUAGUGAAAUGCCUUACAAUUUUGUUUGAAGAUUUAAUGGUAGGAAGGUACUGGGUGUUUCAUCUUCCCUUGAUGGAGACACUUUUCCAACUACUGAGAAAACAAUGUAUGAACUACUCUCAGUUGUCAUUGUAGAUUUCAACCAAAAUCUUCCAGGUAUGUUGCUUAAAAAAUGGACCAGAUUUUUUCGAUAAAUUGACUUUAAAUCUACAACAUUUCACCAAAUCCUUAAUCUUGGCAGCAGUCCUUCUUUUAUAUAUGUGAACACAAAUCUAUUUUAAGAAGUCAGCAUUUCAGGGAUUUUUUCUUGUCAGUUAGGCAGACCAAAUGUAAUGUUGAUAUGCAAAGAUAUACUGUGAGUUGCAUCUGACAAUUUUUGUACUGUAAAAAGUGUACAUAUGUAAGCUUUUUGUUUAUAAAAUAGCUAUUACACCUGC
Messenger RNA from Hypanus sabinus (Atlantic stingray), 7973 nucleotides. RefSeq names its product bromodomain and WD repeat domain containing 3 (gene brwd3). Gene Ontology annotation, molecular function: protein binding. NCBI's taxonomy places the organism in Eukaryota, Metazoa, Chordata, Chondrichthyes, Myliobatiformes, Dasyatidae. Gene Ontology annotation, cellular component: nucleus. The coding region runs from base 135 to 5549 and encodes 1804 amino acids. Gene Ontology annotation, biological process: cytoskeleton organization; regulation of transcription by RNA polymerase II; regulation of cell shape. The transcript has 40 exons. The record is from RefSeq and is a predicted model, not a curated record.